Symbiodinium necroappetens is the source of this 624-nucleotide messenger RNA. The record is from the annotation of a GenBank genome assembly. NCBI's taxonomy places the organism in Eukaryota, Dinophyceae, Suessiales, Symbiodiniaceae.
GCUUCCGAGAAGAUGGUGUCAGCGGGGCUCGCCAAGAAGCAGCCACGCUUUAGCAAGCUGGAUUUGACCGCCAUCAUUCUGGACACGGGUCUGACCUCCAAAGCAGCACUUCUGGCACAUGUGCAGGACCACGGAACAGAGGAGAUGCAAGCCUUUGUGCACACCAACCAGAAGAAACUCAAGGAGUUCUUGGAUGAAGCUGCUGAGUGGGACCGAGCAGGGUCUGACGCACGGAUGGAAGCAGAGACGGAUUGGGAGUUGGUCUGUCGGAUAGCCGAGGGGACCUGUGCCUCGGCAGAGGCUUCAGGCAAGGCUGCAGCUUGUCACCAGCUCUUUGGGCACUCUUUCAGGCAUCGCCCUGGAAAAUGCUACAACGGUAUCAAAGCCAUCCUCGCUCACUUGGAGGACAACCGACAACAAGUAAGACACCGUGCUCUUGCCAACGUCCGCACUCCGAAUGAGAUUGUGGAGAGCAUGUCCACCAUCCUGAUGAAGGUGACCCUCCCUGUGGACUGGCUGAAUAAGGUGUCCCAAGCCUUUGACGAUGGCAAUGUGGAUUUCGAGUGGCACCGAGGCUGCAUCAUGACGGUGAAGGCAGACGGCUUGUGGACACCUUCCGGGUCC